Cyanistes caeruleus (blue tit) is the source of this 5093-nucleotide messenger RNA. The record is from RefSeq and is a predicted model, not a curated record. NCBI's taxonomy places the organism in Eukaryota, Metazoa, Chordata, Aves, Passeriformes, Paridae.
CGGCCNGACAGGUCUCCGACAUCCCCGGAGGAUGGAAGAGAAAAGAAUGCUGUGUGACUUCUUUGAAGAGGAGAACCUUACCAGUCCCAGGGAGGAGAGCACUGAAGGUGAUGUGAAGACAUUUUGGACACAGCUGGGAGGUAGAAGAGUAGAUGUCAUAUUUGAGCAAGUGCAAAAUGUGCUGUCGGUGCUGAAGGAAAAGAUCAAGAAUGGAACUGCAACAAACCAAGAAUGCUGGCAGGCUUGGGCACUUGUGAAUGAGGCCAAUCUAGGUGAUCUCUUAACCUUGGCAGAUGUAAGCGAUGAGUUGAAUGGAGAUGGUACACAGGAAACCAAACCCAACCUGCAGCCUCUUCUUCCAGAUGUCAAUGCUGCAGACGCUGUAGAAGCUUCUGACAGUGGAAAAGAAGACAUGGAAAGAACCUGCUCAGAGAGUAAAGAAGCAUCUAGCAAAAUUCAAUGUUUGUCUUUAAAUGUGCAAUAUCAGAACCACAAGUGCUCUAGUGCAUGUCUUGCCAGUAGAGCAGCAGGCUCCUACAAGGGUGAAAAUCCUCUGAAGAUCCCAAUCCUGUUUGACUUUCAAAGACGCCAUGCAAAAGCAGACUGCCUUUCGAAGCCACUGGAUGUGAACUACAAAGCUCCUUGCGGUCGGAGUCUGAGAAGCUUUCGAGAUGUACGAAAUUACUUGUUUGAAACAGAGUGCAAUUUCUUAUUUGUUGAUCACUUCUCCUUCAACACAUAUGUGCUGUUGGGCAGGAACACCAUGAAUCCCGAGCCCCUCGUGUUUGAGUUCGAUAUUAGCAAUGGAGCAGAGUCUGUGCCUGUCUCCUUCUAUAACAGUCUCGACCAUGCAAGAUUGCCUUAUUUCAAGUAUCGGAAGUCGUCAUGGCCUCGUGGAUAUUAUCUCAACAAUUUCUCCAGCCUGUUUGUUGAUUCCUGUGACUGCACAGAUGGCUGCAUUGAUAGGUCCAAAUGUGCAUGUCUACAGCUAACAGCAAGGGGCUGUAGUAAAAUUCCUCUGUCACCAAGUAGUAAAAGAUCCCAUGGAUACCGUUACAAAAGACUGGAGGGACCUGUUCCUAGUGGGAUUUAUGAGUGUAGCGUAUUGUGCAGGUGUGACAAGCUGAUGUGUCAGAACAGAGUUGUACAGCAUGGCAUUCAAGUCAGGCUGCAAGUGUUCAACACAGAGAAGAAGGGCUGGGGUGUCCGCUGCCUGGAUGACAUCGACAAGGGGACAUUUGUUUGUACUUACUCAGGCAGAUUAAUGAGCAGAGCUGAAGUAUUGGGAGAUGCUGAGCAAGAGCUGAAGGAGAAAAGUGCAGUGAAUGACAGAGGCCAUGACUUUUCUUCCAGAAAAAGAAAACUUGACAUUGAUCGUUCAGACUCAGUGGUUGAACUAGUGCAGACUGACAAAAAUGACAUUCUUGAGAAUCAGGAAUCUUUGUCUCAGACUGUGGAUAAUGAAAAUAAAUCAAGCCUGGUUCAUCUAAAGAACUCAAGUAAUGCAACUGUGGGAGGUCCUGGAACAAGAACACUUGUUUUUCACAAUCACCAGCUAAAAAUGGUGCACAGUGUCAGCUCAGAUGAAGAUGAUUGUUCUCAGAUUCAUCAGUCAAGCAAAACAAAACUAAUGAGUGGAACCAAGAAAGGAAAAGAAAAAUCCACGCAGAAGCAGAAGGAAGAACAUCUGAUGGAAGUUGGACAGACUGACUCUGCUGGUGUACAGAGUGCAGGAUGCAAAAGAAAGAGUCUGUCACUGCAGAGUGUUCAUUGUCGCAAGUCCAGUGUGCUGGAUGACACAUGUAUUGUGAGGCCAUCCAAUAAUGCACCCCUAAAAGCUGACUGCAAAGGAAAUAGCAGGCAGCCAAAACAAGAUGCACUUUGUGAGGAGUCUGAUGGUGAUGGGAUGCUUCCCAAGAAUGAUAAUGAAGGAAAUAUUUAUGUACUGGAUGCCACAAAAGAAGGAAAUGUGGGUCGUUUUCUAAAUCACAGCUGCUGCCCAAAUCUCUUUGCACAAAGUGUGUUUGUAGAAACUCACAACAGAAGUUUUCCAUGGGUGGCAUUCUUCACAAACAGACAUGUGAAAGCUGGAACCGAACUCACGUGGGAUUAUGGUUAUGAAGCUGGAAGCAUGCCAGAGACAGAGAUUUCCUGUCACUGUGGAGUUCAGAAGUGCAGGAAAAAUUUUCCUGCUCCAGGUGCUUUCUGGAUAAUGGCGAAGAUGGUGAGAAGAAGAUGUGCAUUUUGUUCAGAAGGGGAGGCUGGCUCUGUGAUGUAUAUCGCCACAGAGAGAGAUAUUGCAGCUCAUCAGGAUUGUCUGUUAUUUUCCUCAGGAUUUGUGGAAUCUGAAGAUCAGAACCCAGAAAAUCUGGAAAUAAGGUUUGAUGUGUCAUCAGUGUUAAAAGAGCUCAGGAGAGGAAAGCGGCUGGUGUGCAACUUCUGCCGCAAGAAGGGGGCCACGGUGGGCUGUGAGGAGCGCACGUGCCGCAGGAGCUACCACUUCUUCUGCGCGCUCUGCGAUGACGCAGCCGUGGAGACCGACCAGGUCAACGGCAUCUACCGAGUGUUCUGCCCAAAACAUGACCCAGGGAAUAGGACCAAUCACUAUGAUGCAGCAAAUAAGAAAAGAAGACGUACAUUGACAUCUCCCACCAUCACAGAAGAAAUGAGUACAGAAGAGACAGCAGAAGAAAACCAUUUACGAAUACUAAAACGAAAGAACAACAGGCAUAAAGUUCGAAUAGACUUCGUUAGGAAGUGCAAACAAGCUGGGCUUCUGGAUGACAUAUUUGAAGAAAUGCUGGACACACUUCACCUGGCUCAGGAAAAACUGAUGGAUGACAACACUUCAGAAACAGAGUAUGAAGAGACAGUGAUGGCACUGUUUGACUGUGGACUGUUUGAAAAUAUACUGACAAAUAUUCAUUCAGGAACAGAAGAAAAAAUCCAGAAACUUCUGGAAAACAGAAAAAGACUGGAUCACAAGAUUGAGCUACUGCAGGAUGUAAAAGAAGUCAUCCUUCCUCCUCCAGAGAACAUGGCCAGUACAUCAAGUACGAUGUCUGAAUAACCCCUGUCUGUGAUGGUGCAAGAGUUAAGAUUUUCUAAUGAUAAAAACCAUAGAGCAGUCAGGUCAGUGCCCAAUUCCCCAGCUGCAAGCAGGGGCUGAAUGGGUGCAAGAAUGAAGUGUUAUUUUUAUACCUCACUGUUGUAAUAAUUUAAAGUUCUUCAAGUGUUCAAAUCUUCAUCUUCAAAUUUUUCCCUGAUUUCACUAUAAAUUUUCAUUUGUAUUCCACAAUGGAAUAUAAAUGAAUGUUUUAAAGUAAAUUUAGCUUUUACAAAAACUCAAGAAAACUCUCCACUGAAGACCUUUUUCUCAAAGCUAAGGCAGUGUUCAGCUGUCACAGAACACUUGCUAAAGUCACUUUAACUGUGGGAGCCGUUUCUUGGCUGGGCUCCUAGACCAUGGUGCUGCUUUGGCUUUCCCAAAAAAUAUAAAUGAGCAGAACUUGCACUCAAGGAAGCUUUCUGGAUUAUAAACAGGAGUUUCAUUUUAAAAGCCCAGUUUUUCUUUAUUGACUGGUCAAGGUGUAGCUGUUUCUGCUGUAAUGGCAGUGGUAAAGCAAUGUUUGCAGGCAGACCAGAGAGGGUAGGGCAUUAGACUCAGAAAACAUACAAUGGAAAAUUGAGAAAAACAGUGACUAGAUCUUCCUUUCACUAUUAAGAGAGGGUUCAACUUUCAUAUAUUGUUUGAAUACAGCAAAGCAUUGUUUAGCCACAACAGACUAAGUAUAUAAAAUAAAACAUUUUUUAAAGGAGCUGUGUGUGGAGUUGUGCUCCCUGUCCCUGGUGCUGCACAGGAUUUGGCCAAGAAGGGGGAGUCCUGUCAGACUAUUCUUUACCCAGCCUUUGGCUGAGGAAUGAGCAGAGCACUGGAAAACACCACUUGGCCUGACACCAGUGAGAUCCUGUUACAACAGCUGUACUCGGAAUUCCUCACUUGAGCUUGUUCUAUAGGAAGAUGGGGAUUGAUAAGCACAGAAUAAUAGCAUUCAAAAAUGAGCUCUUGAACUACAAGAUGUGCGUGAUUCAAUAAAAUAAUAGUAAUUUUAAUUACUUACACAGUUCAAGUCUCCUGCCCUUCUGGGCCUAAAACUAUCACCAGUUUACUGCCCAAGCUCAGGACUUGAGUGCCACUCAGCCUAAAAAAACACCCACCUAAACCAAAAAUGCAUUAACAAGGAGCUCUGUUAUUAAACACAAGAAGAAUGUUAAAGAUGUCCAUACAUACCUUUGGAAGGGUUACAGCCACUUAAGGAUGACUUAGUAUAAAAAAAAUCAGAUUAAUAGAGUGAAUCAUUGAGGUCUAAAAUCAGUGCCUACAAAGAAAUUUGCUCAUUUCUGAAAUCAAGAUCACAGGUAUUUUGUCAGGCACAGUGAAAUCAGCAAGAUUCAUUGUAUGGGGUGAGUUGGGUUUUGGCUUUAAUUGGUGUCUGUUUGGGUUUUCCUUUGUUGUUUUGAUGAGGUUUUUUAAAUGAAGCAACUUAGAUGCUGUAUGUAACACAAAAAGCUUGCAAAUGUUCUACAAAAUCCAAAGUUUUCUAGCGGAGAGGUACAAAAAAGUAUUUUAUUACAUGUAGUUUAAAUUUAGACAAUAAUUAAAAGCAAAACCCCACCCUGCUUUCCCUUCCCCCUCCAAGGGAACCAACAUCAUCUGAAGUCACUGAAGAGUGGAAUUAUUUCCAUUAAGCAUUAUAAAUAUUGCUUGAAGAUUACACAAAGUACACAUUACAACUUAUAUUAAAAUAUACCCAAAUAUAGAGAUUUACUUCAAAUUAGUUUUCCUAGUAGCUCCUUUCUUCAAAGUCACUUGCUUAGGCCUUGAGGAUACAUAAUUUUUGCACACUUAAAGCACUGGAUACACUUGGUUAAUUACACACAGCAAAUGGCCAAUUCAUUCACAAUCAUGCAAAUGCAGGAAGAGAUAACCAUGCCAUUUGCUUCUCUAUAAUCCCAGAGAGUUAAUGAUUUAAGUGACAUCAUUCAGUGGCUCAGAUCAGACUAUUUUCCAACCCCAAACAGUAAACUGGAAA